AUGGUGCAAGUGACUGUUGAUAAUAUGGCCCUGAAGGCUGUGUUCCUGUUGCACAUGGGCACUGGCCUCCUGGCAAACACUUAUUUACUCUUCAUGCAUAGCUUCCUCCUUCUCCCGGGGCACAGGCCGAAGCCCGCAGACAUCAUUCUCUCCAACUUGGCUAUGGCCAAUUCCUUCAUUCUUCUUUCCAAGGGGGCACAGCAAGUGAUGGAAGACUUGGGGCUGGUGCAUGCCCUGGAAGGCUCUGGGUGCCAAAUCUUCUUUUAUUUCCAUAGUGUGUCUCGAGAACUUUCCCUCUGCACCACCAGCUUGCUGAGCUUUUUUCAGGCAGUCACAGUGAGCCCCAAGCAUGGGGUGUGGACAGGGCUCAGACGCUGGGUCUCUAGGCAUGUUGGCUGCUCCUGCUUCCUCUGCUGGGCUCUCAAUCUGGCCAUCAGUACGAUCUCUCCCAUGGAGAUAAAAGUCUUCUGGGAUAACAGCAGUGAUUCCUCAGUGGGGAAUGGCAUUGCUUGCCAGUAUGUGGUCGCUGUGUCUGGAUGGUGUGCAAUCCCGUUAUCCGUUCUGGGUGCCCUGCUGAUGGCCCUCAUGGUUGUAGCCAGCAUGCACAUGGUAUGUCUCCUACACAGACACCACCAGAUGAUCCAACAUGUUCGAAGUUACAGCCUCAGCCUCACCCACAGGACCUCCCCUGAGAUACGGGCCACCCACAGCAUCCUGCUCUUGGUGGCAGGAUUCAUCCCCUUUUACUUUCUCAAUUCAAUCUAUAUAUUUUACAGCCCCAAAUCAUUUAGCUCCUACUUGUGGCUGCAGUACUACCUCAAGUUUUUGGCCAUGUGUUUUCCCUCCCUGAGUCCCUUGGUGCUGAUUUUUCAGAACCCCAGAACUUUGAGCUCCUGCUUUUAG
This is a messenger RNA of Acomys russatus (golden spiny mouse), 903 nucleotides long. Its product is annotated as vomeronasal type-1 receptor 1-like. Gene Ontology annotation, cellular component: membrane. The transcript has a single exon. The record is from RefSeq and is a predicted model, not a curated record. Gene Ontology annotation, biological process: G protein-coupled receptor signaling pathway. The coding region runs from base 1 to 903 and encodes 300 amino acids. Lineage: Eukaryota; Metazoa; Chordata; Mammalia; Rodentia; Muridae. Gene Ontology annotation, molecular function: pheromone receptor activity.